Achroia grisella is the source of this 597-nucleotide messenger RNA. RefSeq lists its product as uncharacterized. Bases 154 to 441 code for a protein of 95 amino acids. The transcript is spliced from 3 exons. Lineage: Eukaryota; Metazoa; Arthropoda; Insecta; Lepidoptera; Pyralidae. The record is from RefSeq and is a predicted model, not a curated record.
CUAUAUGUUAUACUCGUAGGACUCCUCGCUGAUCCUUGUGAUAAGUGCUUUAGUGGUAGUGAGUGUAGAUGUGAUACGCAUCGUCUUACGUAACACUUUUAUUUUAAUCUGUGGUUUGUUAGUUGUGAAGAUAGAACAAGCUGAUCAGUGACAAUGCAGUCUUCUAUGCUGUGCAUGCUGGUGUUGGUGGCGGCUGUGGCUGCAGCUCCUCAGAGAGAAGGAGCCGCCUUCACGAAGGAAGCUAUUAAACAAGCACAGAACACAUUCCUCAUCCCCAAGGACGCUGAAAUCCAGAAGGUGCAAGAAGGCAUAGAACUAGCAGCCUAUGAGUCAAUACCCGGCAACCAGAGGAUCAACCUGUUCGAAAUCCUUGGCGACCAGGUGCCUUCCGAAGUGAUCAACAACUUACAAGGCCAGAUCGAUAAAGUCGGGCGUAACUAAGCGGCAACUAGGCGGUUGCAGACUCAGUAACCAGCCGUGGAAGGAGGAAACUUGGCAACCGUUACUGAUAUAAUAAUGGACUGGAGAGCAAUAAUUUAUUGGUUGUGCAAGUAGACAGUGAAUGUGAUAUUGUGUAACACCUAUCUUUUUAUACGU